Messenger RNA from Paramecium tetraurelia, 582 nucleotides. RefSeq lists its product as uncharacterized. NCBI's taxonomy places the organism in Eukaryota, Ciliophora, Oligohymenophorea, Peniculida, Parameciidae. The transcript has 5 exons. The record is from RefSeq and is a predicted model, not a curated record. Gene Ontology annotation, molecular function: GTPase activity; GTP binding.
AUGACCCAAAAAUAAUGGAAUUCAGAUCAUAAGGAUUAAAGAGGAAUGAUAAAACUAUACUGCUGGUUAAGAAUCUUUCAUACCGAUAACAAGAUUAUAUUAUAAAGGGUUGAUAUAAGUGUGCUCUUGGUGUUUGAUAUUACCAAUCCUGAUUCUUUUCAUAAUGUCCAAAAAUGGUAUAGUGAAGUGAGUGAGAACACUGGAACCAAUAGUACCUUUAUCUUAGUUAGGAAUAAGACAGAUCUUUAAUCACAACUUAAGAUUACAACUACUUAGGCAAAGGCUUUCGCAGACGAGUACUAGAUAUAAUAUUUUGAAACAUCUGCCAAAACCAAUCAAAAUAUCGAUCUCAUUUUUGAAAACACAGUUCACUAAAUCUUUGAGAAAAUUGAUAAAUAAUUAAUCGAUUUUGCUAAUGAAGUUUUGCUUUCAGACAACUGUCUUAGAAUAAAGGGAUCAUUUUGGGAGAGCUUUAUUACCAAGAGAAACAAGGGAUUAAGGGGAAAGAUAAAGAUAAAGAUAAAGAUUAAGAUUGCAAGUGUUGAGGAUUUUUUUAAAUAUAAAUAGUUUUAUAAAUUCUGA